Penicillium paradoxum is the source of this 1764-nucleotide messenger RNA. Its product is annotated as crossover junction endonuclease MUS81. The record is from RefSeq and is a predicted model, not a curated record. Bases 1 to 1764 code for a protein of 587 amino acids. Lineage: Eukaryota; Fungi; Ascomycota; Eurotiomycetes; Eurotiales; Aspergillaceae. Gene Ontology annotation, biological process: mitotic intra-S DNA damage checkpoint signaling; resolution of meiotic recombination intermediates; DNA catabolic process. Gene Ontology annotation, molecular function: DNA binding; crossover junction DNA endonuclease activity; 3'-flap endonuclease activity. Gene Ontology annotation, cellular component: nucleus; Holliday junction resolvase complex. The transcript has 3 exons.
AUGAGCGAGGAGUGUGCAAAUCCCCUUCUCUUGGGGUGGAUCAAGGAAUGGCUGGACCAAGCCCGAGACCGAAACAGUAAAGGCGUGACCGUGUACAAGAAGGCGUAUGAGUCCAUGAAAGCCUGUCCAUUGGAAUUUCAGCACCCAUCGCAAGCACAACAACUGAACGGACUAGGUCCUAAACUAUGUGACCGCUUGACUGAUAAACUCAAGGCUCACUGUCAAGAAAAUGGACUCCCAAUGCCGGAACCGCCUGACAAAGGUGGCAAAAGAACAUCUGAAGGUGGGACUGAUCAACCGGCGGCGAAGAAGCCUCGGAAAGUCAAACCAUAUGUACCAACCCUACGAUCCGGUCCAUAUGCAUUGAUAUUAGGGUUGAGCACUCAAAAUGAGAAUGCAUCGCAGGGGAUGACGAAGGCGCAGUUGAUUGAAGUGGCCCAGCCAUACUGCGACAGUUCGUUCACAGCACCCCCAGACCCCACGAAGUUUUACACCGCUUGGAAUUCAAUGAAAACUCUCAUCCAGAAAGAUCUGGUCUAUGAGCAUGGACGCCCACUCAGAAAAUAUCAUCUGUCUGAGGAAGGCUGGGAAGUAGCGAAACGUCUUCAAAAGACGUUGCCUGGGGCUUCUCAAAAUGCUACGUCUGGGCCCCAAGCCACUGCAGCAACUGAUUCACAACAAGAAGCAACACCAGCCGACUCUGCAUAUCUCCAAGAUAACGAUCCAUCUGCUGAACCGCAAGAUAAUUUAACCGAACAAGACAUAGCCAACAUCGAACCGAUCUUUUUCCCACCAAAAAGCUUUACGAUUCAGCUUGUGUUGGACACACGCGAAGUGCGCACCUCAACCGAUCGCGAUUACAUCUCCGGGGAACUGAUGAAACAAGGAAUUACACCACAAGUACGCGCUCUGGAAGUCGGCGAUGCGAUGUGGGUAGCUAAAUGCCAUGAUCCCAAUUUCCUCACAAGCCGCGGCGAAGAAGGGGACGAAGUGAUGCUAGAUUGGAUCGUCGAGCGAAAGCGUCUCGAUGAUCUCAUUGGAUCUAUCAAAGAUGGCCGUUUCCACGAACAGAAGUUCCGGCUCCGUCGUUCCGGUAUCAAGAACGUGAUCUACCUCAUCGAGGAGUUCGCAGUCACACACGCUGACUCGACUAGCGGAAAUGCCUCACAAUAUCAGGAGAUGGUUGCGUCCGCCAUUGCCUCGACACAAGUCCUUAAUGAAUACUUUGUUAAAAAGACGAAACAUCUGGACGAGUCAAUCCGGUAUCUGGCGCGCAUGACUCUGCUCCUGCGGAAGAUGUACGGGGUCGAGGAUUCACCCUCGCCUGGAGAUACUGAUAGCAACCCCAACCGUAGCACUGUCCCUGCAUCUCCAGUAUCCAAAAUUGGUCUCAUUCCGGGCCGCCGUCUUUCCGCUGAUACCUAUCUCACCAUCCUCGACAACCUCCGUUCUCAAGACCCGACCAUCACGUACGGUGUCUCAUUCGUAACUUUCGGCGCACUCACAUCGAAGUCUGAUGUUCUGACUCUUCGUGAUGUCUUUUUGAAAAUGCUCAUGUGUACCCGGGGGGUGACGGGCGAAAAAGCACUAGAGAUACAACAGAUAUGGCCCACGCCACGACAUUUGGUGGAGGCGUACAUGGCUCUGGAGCCAAAAGACCGGGAGGCGAUGGUAGCGACUCAAAUGUCAGAUGCUGUGGGGCGAAAAAAAGUUGCCAAAGAUCUGAGCAAGCGAAUUGCAGAGAUUUGGGGGGAGGCGAGUUGA